Molecule: messenger RNA, 1029 nt
Organism: Camelina sativa (false flax)
Lineage: Eukaryota; Viridiplantae; Streptophyta; Magnoliopsida; Brassicales; Brassicaceae
Product: Transducin/WD40 repeat-like superfamily protein
Biological process (GO): iron-sulfur cluster assembly
Cellular component (GO): cytosolic [4Fe-4S] assembly targeting complex
Molecular function (GO): protein binding
Source: RefSeq, a predicted model, not a curated record
AUGAAAUUGGAUUUAGUGGAGGUUCAGAAGCUUGAAGGUCACUCUGCUCGUGUUUGGAACGUCGCCUGGAAUCCCGCCGCCGCCGGUGUUCUUGCCUCCUGCAGCGCCGAUAAGACCGUACGAAUCUGGGAACAGAGCUCGCUCUCUCGUUCUUGGUCCUGCAAGGCAGUUUUGGAAGGCACGCACACAAGAACUGUGAAAUCGUGCGCUUGGUCACCGUCUGGGAAGUUAUUGGCCACUGCAAGUUUUGAUGGCAAAACUUGCGUUUGGGAAAACUUUGCUACCGACUCCGAGUGUGUAUCCGUUUUACAGGUACAUGAAAGUGAAGUCAAAAGUGUGUCAUGGAAUGCAUCUGGUUCGUUGCUUGCAACAUGUGGUAGAGACAAGUCUGUCUCGAUUUGGGAGAUACAACCGGAGGAUGAAUGUUAUUGUGUCGCAAUGUUAUUAGGUCAUUCAGAAGAUGUUAAGAUGGUCCAGUGGCAUCCCACUAUGGAUCUUUUGUUCUCUUGCAGUUAUGAUAACACUAUUAUUAAGGUUUGGUGGUGUGAGGAUGAAUAUGGUGAUUAUGAUUGUGUCCAAACCUUAAGUGAAUCUAACAAUGGCCAUUCCUCUACAGUAUGGGUUAUCUCCUUUAAUGCUGCUGGGGACCGGAUGGUCACUUGUAGUGAUGAUCGAACAGUAAAAAUAUGGGGGACAGAUAUUAAAAGGAUGCAAUCUGGUGAAGGAUAUGUACCCUGGACCCAUCUUUGUACACUCUCUGGUUCUCACGAUCGUGCCAUAUACUCAGUUCAUUGGUCAAGGGAUGGUAUUAUUGCUAGUGGAGCAGGGGAUGAUACUAUACAGUUAUUUGUGGACAGCGACAGUGACUCUGUUGUUGAACCUGCAUACAAACUUUUGCUUAAGAAGGAGAAGGCACAUACUACGGAUAUAAAUUCAGUCCAAUGGGCACCUGAUAAGGAAAGCCGGUUGCUUGCCUCGGCCAGCGACGAUCAAACGGUUAAGAUUUGGAAGCUUGUAUCGGAGCCAUGA